AUGGUUUCGGCAUCCAAAGUCUGCAUCGGUGUGGGCCUCGUUCACCAGUGUGUGAGCCAAGCUGAUCGAUCACCCCUGCUCCCGUCCCCCUACAGGGUCGAACCAAUUCCAAGUCGGGUAGCCCAAUCAAAAAAACUGGCACUCCCGGCCAAGGCAAAUCCUCGAAUCAACACCCAAGUCAUUUCCCAACGAUUGUGCAAUACCUCACUGCACCGCUCCCCUCGAGACACCUCCCCGCCGCCCAUCGUCGCCUCUAUUGCUCCCCUCAAGUACCCGUCCCAAACGCCCCACCUCAACUGAGCAUCAAGCCCUCAUCGAUGCUACCCACCCCGCAAAAGGUCAAUUCGGCCUUUUCGCAAAUGCCAAGAUCCCACCUCGAACAUGGAUCCGCGAUUACCUAGGCGUCGUCCAUCCCGAACAGGACGUCGAUUCGACUUCGGACUAUGAUCUCUGUCUCGCCCGAAUUCCUAUUUUUGAAGACCCCUCAUCCGAGACGAUUGCUUUCUCGCCUGUACGCUACGAAACGAUCGGGAUAGAUGCGACCAAAGCCGGUAACGAAGCGCGUUUCAUCAACGACUAUCGAGGUGUAUUGAAACGGCCGAACGCCGUGUUCGAAUCGAGGGAGUGGAAAUCCGCCGAUGGGACGACGGUGCAAGGCGUGAGGAUGAGCGUGUGGAGUGGUCCCAAGGGCGUCGAAAAGGGGUCCGAGAUCUGCGUCUCUUAUGGGAAGGGGUUCUGGGACGGCAGAAAGUCGGAACCGACCUGA
Messenger RNA from Microbotryum saponariae, 766 nucleotides. The record is from the annotation of a GenBank genome assembly. NCBI's taxonomy places the organism in Eukaryota, Fungi, Basidiomycota, Microbotryomycetes, Microbotryales, Microbotryaceae.